This is a messenger RNA of Rhizophagus irregularis DAOM 181602=DAOM 197198, 1242 nucleotides long. RefSeq lists its product as uncharacterized. NCBI's taxonomy places the organism in Eukaryota, Fungi, Glomeromycota, Glomeromycetes, Glomerales, Glomeraceae. The record is from RefSeq and is a predicted model, not a curated record.
UUCAUCGGCGGGGUCAUUAUUGCCUUGCAAUUAUUAAUGAUAGUUUACUUGGUCAUCAUUAUAGAUAAAUCUUCAUUGCCAGAGCGCGGGCAAGAAAUUUCAAAUCUUACUAACUUACCAAUAUGGAUUAAUGUUCCCUGUCCAAGCCUGCAACCUGAGGUCAAAAGGACUUGGUUGGAAUAUGUCUCAGCUUUUUUCACCGGCGUGGCAAGCUUGGCAUGUAUACAACGUAUAAGAAAAGUAAAUAAAAAGAAUAGAACAAAUAUACCCACAUGGGACACUGUCGUCGACGCCGUCAAUAGAUCUAUCACCUCUAGCAAACCUAUCGACCGGUCUAUGUUCGACAUUAUUAUUACCGUUUACGUCACCAUCACAUUUUUUGCUCUGGCUGUAGGAUUGGUCUUUAGUGUAGGAAAAUUGUGGGCAAUUUUCGGAAUAUUUCAUAAUGUUAUGGAAGUUUUCAUCGUAUCCGCGUUAUUGCGUAUGACAAGAGUCAAUUACGUUAUCUUGAUCACAUUGAUUUAUUCAGUGGUUUCCACAGGGGCCUUUAGUCAGUUGCCCUGGUAUUGGGAUGCGAUGUUUUUCAAAUUUCAAGGUUUGAUUCUGGAUUUUAUGAUACCAGUCCUCUUCUCCAUUGUGGCAUAUCAAAAUCAUGUUCAAUCAGACGAAGAGAGCCAGCCACUUAUUGAUACGAACUCGACUAACUCCCGUCUAAAGGGCCUAGGAUACUUGGUCUUUGCCGCUUUUGUUCAUCUCAUUGGAAAUAUAUCUGAUGUAGUUGGCAAUGAUUCCAGUAUAUCGAUUACUGUUUUUAAUUUGUCAUAUUUUGUCGCCUUUCCGAUAUACGCCUAUUACGUGUAUAAAGAUAAAACAGAUAAAGAUAAUUCUGUGAAACCCAUUCAAGCUAAUAUAACUGUUUUUGACUUUGUCCUGUUAUUCUUGUGGGGUACUACUGCUAGUGGCAUUAGCACUUUGAUUGGAAUAAAAGAGCUUAGGUGUACAUAAAUUGUAAUACUCGAAUCUUAUAACGAAAUUUAUCCCAGUUGAUCGCGUGAUUACCAUUAAUGUAAAGUAAAUAUCUGCAUAUUGCGUAUGAAGCAUAUGUAUUAAAGUAUAUAGUGUCCAUGUAAUUUGUACAGUGGCUUAGUUCACGUUGAAUAUAAAAAUAAAAAUAAAAAUAAAAUCAUAUAACGAUUAUAUAAAUUAUUUAUAUAAAUAAAGAACACAAGAAACCAAGUGAAA